AUGGACGUCCACAACGCUGCCUCCGUCGACGCUCGUCUCGACACCGAGCAUGGCCCCGUCGUCCUCACACACGACAGACUCGACACGAAUGAGAUAAUCGUGUCCGUAGGCGACGAUGCCGCCGGUGCUGUCGCCGUCUUCAUAGGCACCACUCGUAACUCCUUCAAAGGAAAAGUAGUCACGAAACUCGAGUACCAAGCCUACAGCAAACUCGCCAUCAAGACCAUCUCCGACAUCCUCACCACCACCCGCGCCUCCGUCUCCCGCUCAUCCCACGAUCCUUCCCCCAACGCAGUCUCCCCGCUCAUACGGUGUACGGUGCACCACCGUUUAGGAACGGUACCGGUCGGAGAACCCUCUAUCGUGAUCGCCGUAUCGUCGCCACAUCGGAGGGAAGCAUUCGCCGCGUGUGAGCUCAUCCUCGAGGAGGUCAAGAAGAAGGCUCAGAUAUGGAAGAGGGAGUAUUAUGAGGGCGAACGGGAGGAGGAUGCGGAGUGGAAGGCGAAUGCAUAG
This is a messenger RNA of Stereum hirsutum FP-91666 SS1, 513 nucleotides long. Its product is annotated as molybdenum cofactor synthesis 2. The coding region runs from base 1 to 513 and encodes 170 amino acids. NCBI's taxonomy places the organism in Eukaryota, Fungi, Basidiomycota, Agaricomycetes, Russulales, Stereaceae. The record is from RefSeq and is a predicted model, not a curated record. Gene Ontology annotation, biological process: Mo-molybdopterin cofactor biosynthetic process. Gene Ontology annotation, cellular component: cytosol. The transcript is spliced from 2 exons.